AUAGACGCGCUCGCGCUCUCCGACGAUGUCGUCGUCGUCGAAGAAGCUCCUCCCCCACCGUCCCCGUCCUCCGCUUCUUCCUCCGCGGAGUGGACGAACCCUAAGAUCGCGUUCCUCUUCCUCGCGCGCUCGAACCUCCCGCUCGACUUCGUGUGGCACGCCUUCUUCCGGAAUGCCGAGGUGGGGAAUUACUCGAUAUAUGUCCACUCGGAGCCGGGGUUCGUGCUCGAUCGCUCCACGACGCGGUCGGCGUUCUUCUACGAUCGGCAGCUGAAGGAGAGCGUUAAGGUGUCAUGGGGAGAGUCUACUAUGAUUGAGGCGGAGCGGCGGCUUCUUGCGACCGCGCUUCAGGAUCCGGCGAACCAGCGAUUUGCUUUGAUCUCUGAUAGCUGUGUUCCUCUUUACAACUUCAGCUAUGUGUAUAACUACUUGAUGUCUUCUUCAAAAAGUUUUGUGGAUAGUUUUCUUGACAAAAAGGAAGGACGUUACAAUCCUAAAAUGUCUCCUGCUAUUCCAAAAGAGAAAUGGAGGAAAGGAUCUCAGUGGAUCGCUUUAGUUAGAAAGCAUGCGGAGGUCAUAGUUGCUGACAAUGCUGUCUAUCCUAUAUUCAAACGGCAUUGCAAGCGACGACUUGGAUUGGACGUUGGUCGAAAGAAUGCUCCAAAAUCAGCUGCCAAAAAGGAACACAACUGUAUUCCAGACGAACACUACGUUCAGACAUUACUAUCUAUGAAUGAGCUUGAACAUGAAAUAGAAAGACGAACUCUAACCUAUACGUUAUGGAACCAAUCUUCGAAUCAUAUGGAUAAGAAAACUUGGCAUCCAAUGACAUUUGAGUAUGCUGAUGCAAGCCCUCAACACAUUAAGGAAAUAAAGAGCAUCAACCAUGUCUACUACAACACGGAAUACAGGACAGAAUGGUGCCAAUGCAACGCGACACUGGUUCCCUGCUUCUUGUUUGCACGGAAGUUCUCCCGCGGUGCAGCUAUGCGGGUAUUGAGCGAGGGAAUUGUCGGCCCCUUUGAUGCCUCCGCUUUACUAAUCAACUCUUCAUAACAACCAUCGAAUGCAAUAUUUCAUAUACCCGCUUUAUACACUGUGGGACACUUUCAAUCGGGAAUCAUCUCUACGCCGAUGGCAUAUCCGAUGCACGGCGCGAGGAUACAUAGCGGCAAAUAUAUGGUAAAGAUAUGGUAUUUAACCAACACUAAAUACAAAUACUGAGAGUACUGUUGGCCUAUUUUUCUUUAGCUAUCUAAUAGUGAAGUAAACAUAUAGAGAUAUACUCAACCAUCAUAACAAGGUGAGAAGCUCUUUUUGUGUUUUUAACUCCCAUGCUCAUCUCUAGUAUUAAGAUAAAAGGGUUAAAAAGAGUAAAUUUUGUAAUUGACCAGCUUACCCAUAUUUUUUUCAUUUUCCUAUAGGAUGAAAAGAGAACCUGACUUUCUAUUUUAACUGCUUAUGUAUCAUAAUAAGAUUCUUAUGUAUCAUACUUAGUACUC
This is a messenger RNA of Ananas comosus (pineapple), 1502 nucleotides long. RefSeq lists its product as uncharacterized. The transcript has 10 exons. Gene Ontology annotation, cellular component: membrane. Lineage: Eukaryota; Viridiplantae; Streptophyta; Magnoliopsida; Poales; Bromeliaceae. Gene Ontology annotation, molecular function: glycosyltransferase activity. The record is from RefSeq and is a predicted model, not a curated record. The annotation marks the transcript as partial.